AGAUGCACUUGCAUCUGGACACGCAUCUUCUUUGCCUGGAUCCUGGUUCAAGUUUACGACGCGUAAUAUACUGCGCAGAUUUUCAUUCGGCUAGAGUGCAUACCGAGUAUUAUAAUACGUGGAGAUUCUGCUACGCAUAGCGCCAUGAUAGCUGUUACUAUCCUGCUCGUCCUGAUCAGCUGCUGCGCUGGCACCCCGCUGACAGCAGUUUGGCUGAGUCCAAUAGCGCCGGUGGGAUCCCUGGGACAAUAUGAGACUCGUGACGAUUUGGGCGGCUAUCAUUACGCUUACGCGGGGCCUCAUCAUUCCAAGGUGGAAACUCGUCUGGGCGGAACGACUCAAGGAGGCUACUCCUACAUCGACGCGAACGGGAUCCUACAGACUGUCGCCUACACAGCGAAUGCUCAAAACGGGUUCCGAGUGCAGGCCAGCAACCUUCCGCAACAGGCAAAAGAGGAACUGAGGCCAGUAGAGGACACGCCGGAAGUGGCAGCGGCGAAGCAGUCGCACCUUGAGGAGUUGCGGAAGGCCGAUCAGCAGGGUAGCAGCGUCUCUCCCCCGGCAUUCCUGGACUAUUUGAAUCCGGCGGGACAAGAUCUGGACAACAAGUUAGACGCGGAGAGAUCAGAUCUGGACAAAAACGGUUUCAUACUUUCGAAAACACAAGCAGACCAAAUUUCCAAAGGCAUACCAACGCUCGGUGAAAAACCGGAAGUCAUUCCCUUGAACCAGCCGCUGCAGCAGGACACUCAUCGCGUCCAGAGCUUCGCCCCGUUACCCCACAUCCCGCACUACGUUUUCCCAGUCGUCCCCUACAGGCUGAUGCACAGCUCGCUACGUCACACCCAGGACUCGCUCGGUCAGUACGACUACACGUAUGCUGGCGACACCAGCGCCAAAACCGAGUCCAGGUCCUUGGACGGGACAACCCGAGGUGCCUACAGCUACAUCGAUGCGAACGGACUCCUUCAGCAGGUCCAUUACAUCGCGGAUCACAACGGGUUCAGAGUCGCCGCCACGAAUUUACCGGAGGCUAAAUGAUUCGCGGUUGGAUUCAACUUUGCUCGCAGAGUAAUACGUUAUAUUGAAAAAAUUAUUCCCUUUCGCGUCUGAUCACUUUGUACUAUUUGAACUCGUUUUCGCAAUGGGGUCGUCUUUGGAAACCAUUUCUUAUCGUGCCAUUGAAUCUCUGUGAUUCC
Messenger RNA from Diprion similis, 1199 nucleotides. RefSeq lists its product as uncharacterized. Bases 145 to 1041 code for a protein of 298 amino acids. NCBI's taxonomy places the organism in Eukaryota, Metazoa, Arthropoda, Insecta, Hymenoptera, Diprionidae. Gene Ontology annotation, cellular component: chitin-based extracellular matrix. Gene Ontology annotation, molecular function: structural constituent of chitin-based larval cuticle. The transcript has 3 exons. The record is from RefSeq and is a predicted model, not a curated record.